AUGCAGGACGUGCAGAGAAGCCCUCGGGCCUGCGAAGAAUACACUGUCGCAGUUGUUUGCGCCAUGGAGCUCGAGAUGAGCGCCGUCCGAUACAUGUUAGAUGUCGAGCAUCGCAGCCUUCCAACAAAGGAAGGCGACUUCAACAUCUAUAUCCUGGGUGAGCUCCAGGGCCAUAACGUGGUCCUCGCGUGCCUCCCCGGAAACCAAGGAAAAGGCUCCGCCGCAAUUCACGACAUCCGCUUGGGCGAUGUCGUGGUGAGCAUGCCCGAGGGGCAAUACGGCGGUGUUGUUCAAUAUGAUCUGGGGAAAGAAACCGAUGACGGUUUCGCCCUUAAAGGCUUCCUCUCGCCACCGCCGCCUCUUUUGAGAGGUGCCGUGAUGAAGAUGCGGUCUGACCACCGUGUCAGGGAAAGUAGGGCUGAGGAGUUCGUAUCAGCGAUGUUGCAGAGGGGAAGACGCCUUUCCGUCUAUGAGCGGCCUUCCGCCGAUCUUGAUGUCCUGUUUGAAACGGAUUAUCCUCAUGACCCGCAGAACUUCACAUGCAAGAAAUGUGACCAACAAAAAUCCGUCUCCAGGUCGUGUCGCGAAUUUGAAGGCCCCGAGAUACACUACGGAUUAAUCGCUUCUGGCGAUCGUGUUGUGAGGAGUACUGCGAAAAGAAGUGAGAUCAUCCGUAACGUCGGCAACAUCCUCUGCUUCGAGAUGGAAGCAGCAGGGCUACUGACCGAGUUCUCGUGCAUUGUCAUUCGUGGUAUCUCCGACUAUGCCGACUCCCAUAAGAAUGAUAACUGGCAGCAUUACGCGGCUGCAACUGCCGCCGCAUGCACCAAGGAGCUACUCACUUACAUAGAUCCAGAGGUGGCCUCUGCGGUACCGGUAUCUUCCAAAGACGCAGCGUCAUAUUGGGGCAACGGGCUAGCCGCUCGCCAUGUUUUUCAUGGCAAGGGGGUCCAAAACUCCGGUUCGGGUCAUUUUUCUAUUGGCAAGGACCUGAACAUAUGUUGA
Molecule: messenger RNA, 1005 nt
Organism: Fusarium redolens
Lineage: Eukaryota; Fungi; Ascomycota; Sordariomycetes; Hypocreales; Nectriaceae
Product: pfs domain-containing protein
Exons: 2
Coding region: 1-1005 (334 amino acids)
Biological process (GO): nucleoside metabolic process
Molecular function (GO): catalytic activity
Source: RefSeq, a predicted model, not a curated record